This is a messenger RNA of Sugiyamaella lignohabitans, 1041 nucleotides long. RefSeq names its product fatty acid elongase ELO1 (gene ELO1). Gene Ontology annotation, cellular component: endoplasmic reticulum membrane. Gene Ontology annotation, molecular function: fatty acid elongase activity. The transcript has a single exon. The coding region runs from base 1 to 1041 and encodes 346 amino acids. NCBI's taxonomy places the organism in Eukaryota, Fungi, Ascomycota, Dipodascomycetes, Dipodascales, Trichomonascaceae. The record is from RefSeq and is a predicted model, not a curated record. Gene Ontology annotation, biological process: very long-chain fatty acid biosynthetic process; sphingolipid biosynthetic process; fatty acid elongation, polyunsaturated fatty acid.
AUGGGUAAUACAACAUUCCAGGGAUCAUCUUACAUAUCCAAGCCUCCCACUCAUAUCUUCACGUUGCCUCUUGGCCUUGAUCUGCCUCCAGGACCCCCUGCCCAUACUUUUUUGGCGAGUUAUUUUGAAUCGUUUCUCGAUAUCAAGGUUCCUAUCACCAUUGCUGCUGUGUAUGCCAUAUCUGUUCACCUUGCCAACCAUGUUCGUAAAACCAACAAGACUCCAUUGUCUAUUUGCAACACCAAGCUUUUCAAGGGAUUCGUGCUUGCCCACAACAUUGGUCUUUGUAUCUACUCGGCUUGGACCUGUGCUGGUAUGACUGCUGCCAUCUACCGUACUGUAUUCGAGCUGACUAAGGUUGGUAUGUCUGCCAGUACCAGUGGUGAACAGGUUGCUGAUUUUUUGAGCGGUCAAGCUGGUCUUCUUGGCACCAGUAAACGGGGUAGUUUUUGGAGAUCUCUGUGUGAUUUGAACUCGGGUAUUUGGGAACAAGGUCUUAACUACUACGGAUUCUUCUUCUAUCUGUCGAAAUUCUAUGAGGUAUUUGAUACAGUUAUCAUUCUCGCCAAGGGUAAACAAUCGUCUCUUCUCCAAACAUACCACCACGCCGGAGCCAUGAUGUCCAUGUGGGCCGGUAUCCGAUUUGCAUCUCCUCCUAUCUGGAUCUUUGUUGUGUUCAACUCGUUGAUCCACACUCUGAUGUACUUCUACUACACCCUUUCCGCCCUCAAGGUCAAGGUUCCUAAAGCCCUGAAACGAGCUCUCACCACUGCACAAAUCUCCCAGUUCGUACUUGGUGGCUCUUUCGCAGUUCUCCACUUGUUUGUGUACUACUUCAAUCCGAGCACCGGCAACUACUGUGCCUGUUUGAAAGACGCUGGCCAGGGAUUCGCAUUGCUGUUCAACGUGGUGUACCUCGCUCCUCUAACCUAUCUGUUUGUGAACUUCUGGAUUGACCAGUAUGUCCGUUCGUUCAGAAAAGGAGCAGGAUCCCUCAAAACAGCCGCCCCCUCAUCAUCCCAGUCCAAAAAGACCAAAUAG